Molecule: messenger RNA, 2098 nt
Organism: Juglans microcarpa x Juglans regia
Lineage: Eukaryota; Viridiplantae; Streptophyta; Magnoliopsida; Fagales; Juglandaceae
Product: probable aldehyde dehydrogenase
Exons: 16
Coding region: 208-1872 (554 amino acids)
Cellular component (GO): mitochondrion
Molecular function (GO): aldehyde dehydrogenase (NAD+) activity; L-glutamate gamma-semialdehyde dehydrogenase (NAD+) activity
Source: RefSeq, a predicted model, not a curated record
AAGUGGGAGCACUAUAUAACAAAAACAUAAGAACAAAGUUACGUGGAAAAGACAGCUUGGUCCUGAAGCGGCCGUCAUCUGUGCGUUAUUUAGCUUUUCGAAAUCUUAACUGGGUGUGUUUAGGUUUCGUAGUGCAGUACAAAGUGGUUUGAGGAGACCCUCUUAUCUUCGACAAAACUACAUUCAGUGAUCUAUCAAAACACAAUCAUGUUUAGGUUCGUAGUCUGCAGAGGAGUGACAGCAAGAGCCCCCCAGAAGGGUCUCAGCUGGUUCAGUUCUUUCAAUCUUUCAAGAUCUAUUCAUUCUAUACCCUUUGCUACAGUAGACAUUGAAGAGAUAUCAGGUUCUCAACCUGCUGAAGUUCAUAAUUUGGUGCAGGGUAAAUGGAAAGGAUCUUCAAGUUGGAAUAUACUUCUCGAUCCUUUAAAUGGAGAUCCAUUCAUUAAAGUCGCUGACGUAGAUGAAGCAGGCAUUCAGCCAUAUGUCGAGAGCUUGUCCAAGUGUCCAAAACAUGGUCUACACAAUCCCUUUAAAGAGCCAGAGAGGUAUCUUUUGUUUGGAGACAUAUCUGCAAAGGCAGCCCAUAUGCUUUCGCUCCCAAAGGUUUCUGAUUUCUUCACUAGGUUAAUACAAAGGGUUGCUCCAAAGAGUUACCAGCAAGCUCUUGGUGAAGUUCAAGUUACACAAAAAUUUCUACAGAAUUUCUCUGGUGAUCAGGUUCGUUUUCUUGCAAGGUCUUUUGGAAUACCUGGAAAUCAUCUCGGACAGCAAAGUCAUGGCUUUCGUUGGCCUUAUGGUCCUGUUGCAAUUAUUACUCCUUUCAAUUUUCCGCUGGAGAUUCCUGCACUUCAGUUGAUGGGAGCACUUUACAUGGGCAACAAACCCAUUCUUAAAGUUGAUAGCAAGGUGAGCAUUGUCAUGGAGCAAAUGAUGCGAUUACUUCAUUAUUGUGGGUUACCUGUGGAUGAUGUUGACUUUAUAAAUUCUGAUGGGAAGACAAUGAACAAGAUAUUAUUGGAGGCAAAUCCACGAAUGACCCUCUUUACUGGUAGCUCAAGAGUGGCAGAUAAGUUGGCUGUUGACCUUAAAGGUCGCAUUAAAUUGGAAGAUGCAGGGUUUGACUGGAAAAUUCUUGGGCCUGAUGUUCAGGAGGAAGAUUAUGUUGCAUGGGUCUGUGAUCAGGAUGCAUAUGCAUGCAGUGGUCAGAAGUGCUCCGCACAAUCAAUGCUAUUCAUGCAUGAGAACUGGUCUCGGACUUCACUUGUAUCCAAAAUAAGAGAUCUUGCUGAGAGAAGGAAUUUGGAAGAUUUAACUAUUGGCCCAGUCCUUACUUUCACAACUGAAGCUAUGCUAGAACACAUGAGUAAAUUGCUUCAGAUACCAGGUUCAAAACUACUCUUUGGGGGUGAACCUUUAAAGAAUCAUUCCAUUCCACCCAUAUAUGGUGCUAUAAAACCAACAGCCAUUUAUGUUCCACUUGAAGAGAUUUUGAAGAAGAAUACUUAUGAGCUUGUAACAAGAGAGAUUUUUGGACCAUUCCAGAUCGUUACUGACUAUAAGAGAGAUCAACUGUCAAUGGUAUUGGAUGCUGUGGAGAGGAUGCACGCACAUUUAACAGCUGCUGUGGUUUCAAAUGAUCCCCUGUUCCUGCAGGAAGUUAUUGGAAACACAGUAAAUGGGACUACUUAUGCUGGACUAAGAGCAAGAACAACUGGAGCUCCACAGAAUCAUUGGUUCGGACCAGCUGGAGACCCCAGGGGUGCUGGAAUUGGGACCCCAGAAGCAAUAAAGCUUGUUUGGUCUUGCCAUAGAGAGAUAAUAUACGAUGUUGGCCCACUGCCAAGGCACUGGGAAAUUCCACCAUCAACCUGAAGAGGAUUCAUGCUGACACCAGAAGAAGAUAAAUGAUUUAGCUUACAAUGUGAUGGAAGCCCAGUCCGGACUUAACAGUUGUGUUUGUGCGGCUUUGGAGUUUUCGGUCUUGCAUUUUUCCGGCCGUAGGAGUUAGACUUCAAUAAGAGCUUUUUGUUAGAACUCUUCUGGGAGUCAGAUGUUUGUUUGUUAUUCAAUAAAAAGGGAGAAGAAGAAUUUUGUCAAA